AUGGCCUUUUCCUGGGCCGUCGCUCUCUGCCUCCUCGCCAUCACAAUCUUCAUUGUCUCUGUGAUGACGGCGAUACGCUACAUCGUGCUCGCCCGCCAGCGUCGUCGAGAGGCAGCCAUGCCCAACAUGCUCGCUUUGCCCUCCUCGUCGAGCCUUUCUUCACAGUCAACACUCGUCAGUGCAGACGCACCCCUCCUGCCCAAAAAGCCCGAGCCCGUCUAG
Messenger RNA from Cutaneotrichosporon cavernicola, 222 nucleotides. RefSeq lists its product as uncharacterized. NCBI's taxonomy places the organism in Eukaryota, Fungi, Basidiomycota, Tremellomycetes, Trichosporonales, Trichosporonaceae. The record is from RefSeq and is a predicted model, not a curated record. Bases 1 to 222 code for a protein of 73 amino acids. The transcript is spliced from 2 exons.